Abrus precatorius (Indian licorice) is the source of this 2512-nucleotide messenger RNA. RefSeq names its product ESF1 homolog. The record is from RefSeq and is a predicted model, not a curated record. The transcript has 7 exons. Gene Ontology annotation, molecular function: RNA binding. Gene Ontology annotation, biological process: rRNA processing. Gene Ontology annotation, cellular component: nucleus. NCBI's taxonomy places the organism in Eukaryota, Viridiplantae, Streptophyta, Magnoliopsida, Fabales, Fabaceae. The coding region runs from base 95 to 2251 and encodes 718 amino acids.
GUACCUUAGUUAGGGUUUCUGUUUUCCAAAUCAAAUUGGAAGCUGUGAAUAAAAUUUCUGUUAGCUUCCAUUGACAUCAUUCAAAUAGAACAAAAUGGGAUCCAAAAAUGCAAAUGUGAAGAACCACAAAAAGGACAAGAGGAAGAAGAAGGGCGAGGAUAGUUGGAAUUCAAAUCAUUCAACACCAAAUGAUGGUAACGUUAUCAGCGACCCUCGAUUUUCAAGGGUUCACACGGACCCUCGGUUUCGUGAGGCUCCAAAGCGUGAAACAAAGGUGGCCAUUGACUCUCGCUUUGACCGCUUGUUCACUGACAAGAGCUUUUUGCCCUCUUCUGCUCCUGUCGACAAGAGAGGCAAGCCCAAGAACAACGCUACGUCUCAACCCGGUUCUCUACGCCAUUACUACAAAAUCAAUGAAAAUGAAGUGGAGCAGAUUAGUGACGAGGAAGAAGACGAGAAAGAAGAGGGAUUGGUGAAAGCGAAUCGUGUGAAACCAGAGAGUGACGAAGAAGAGACCAGUGAAUCAGAAGAGUCUGCAACUGAGUCAGAAGAGGCCAGUGAAUCAGAGUCUGCGAUAGACACUGAUACUGAUACUGAUACUGAUACUGAUUCAGAUGAAGGUGCAGACGAGGAAAUUUAUGAGGAAGGAGCAACUGAAACGCAGGAAGAUAUACCGGAGAUUAAGAAAGAAACGCAUAGGCUUGCUGUUGUUAACAUGGACUGGAGGUAUGUUAAGGCUGUUGAUUUGUAUGUGUUGUUAAGUUCAUUUGUCCCACCUAAUGGGCUGAUCAAAUCGGUAGCUGUCUAUCCGUCUGAGUUUGGUCUUCAACGUAUGAAAGAGGAGGAAGUUCAUGGGCCUGUUGGCCUGUUUGAUGAUGAAAAUGAAAAAAGUGAUGAAGAUAGCAGCGAUGAUGAUAUUGAAAAUGAGAAGCUGCGUGCAUAUGAGAAGAGCAGGAUGCGGUACUAUUACGCUGUGGUGGAAUGUGACUCAAGUACUACAGCAGAUUGCAUUUACAAAGAAUGUGAUGGUCUUGAGUUUAUACAGUCAUCCAAUGCACUUGAUUUAAGGUUUAUUCCUGACAACAUGGAAUUCAAACACUCACCUCGAGAUGUUGCUACAGAGGCACCUGCAAACUAUGAGUGUAAAGAUUUCUAUUCUCGAGCACUCCAGCACAGUAAGGUUAAUCUUUCUUGGGAUGAGGAUGAACCUCUUCGUGUGAAGACCUUGAAUCGAAAAUUCACUGAUGAGCAGCUAGCCCAGUUGGAAUUGAAGGAAUUCUUAACUUCUGAUGAGAGUGAAAGUGAUGGUGAGGAUAACAAUGAGACAGAUCAGCCUGAUAAAAAGGCUAGGAAACAAGAUAAGUACCGUGCUUUGCUCCAAUCUGGCAAUGAUUCAGAUGGAGGCGAUGAGCAUGGAAAUGUCCAGGAUAUGGAGGUCACUUUCAAUACAGGUUUGGAAGAUAUAAGCAAACAUAUUAUGGAAAAGAAGGAUAAGAAAUCAGAAACAGUUUGGGAAGCAUAUUUGAGGAAAAGACUUGAAAAAAAGAAGGCUAGGAAAAAUAAAACAAAGUAUAUAUCAGAUGAUGAUGAUGAUGAUGAUAACAAUGAUACUGAACAAGAGGCAACUGAAGAAGCAGAUGAUUUCUUCAUUGAAGAAGCUGCUGUUAAGAAGAGGAAGAGGACACAAAAUAAAAAUGAAGAGCAUAAGCUCCAAGAUAUGAAUGGGGUAGAGAAAGCAAGCAAAGAGGAACUUGAACUAUUACUUGCAGAUGAGAAGGGGACAAACACAGGUCUCAAGGGAUAUAAUCUAAAAUUUAACAAGGGCAAGGGAAAAAAGAGGGAGAAAGCUAUUAAUGAGGGGAAAAUACCAAGCAGUGCAUAUGAUGAUCCACGAUUUGCAGCUCUUUUCUCUCCUGACUACGUAAUUGAUCCCACUAACCCACAAUUUAAAAGGAGUGCAGCACAUGCCCGACAGCUAGCACAGAAGCAGCAAAAGGGUAACAAGGAUUUAGGAGCAGAAAAGGAUGAUGUGAAACACGAAUAUAUGCAGUUGUCCUCUGAUGAUAUUGGCAUGAAGAAGGUUGAGGAAGAAGGAUUAGAUGCUUUGAAGUUAAAGAAAGAUAAACAUGAUUUAUCAUCUUUGGUUAAAUCGAUUAAGAUGAAAUCAAAGCAAGUUCAGUUACCCUCUGAUGGUAACCGAAGGAAAGAUGGAAAAUCACAAAUUAAAGGUAUGAAGAAAAAGCGGCACUAGUUUUGAACCUUGGGGGUUCAAAGUUCUAACGACACACUCGAAUGCAGGAGCGGAAGUAUGAAGUUAUUAUGGUCUUUUUCACAUGUUAUAGAACCCAGCAGUGGGAAAGGAAGUUCAAGGAAUUAUGAAAGAAUUGUAGACAAAAGGUGAGAAAUGGAGAUUCUGGUAGUUUUUGUCAGAAGCCUGGGUGUCUUAUUCCUGACCUUUAUCAUCCAGUUGAAAUUUUGAAUCCACAUAGUUAAAAUACUUUUUAUUUUUGUU